Molecule: messenger RNA, 19538 nt
Organism: Xyrichtys novacula (pearly razorfish)
Lineage: Eukaryota; Metazoa; Chordata; Actinopteri; Labriformes; Labridae
Source: the annotation of a GenBank genome assembly
GAUCAUCCGUGGGGACGUCAAGGGGGGUGCUUACAGUGGUCAGUGUUAAGGAUCACUUUGGGAUGACUGGAUUGAUGCUGUUUGGCCCACAGCUCUGGCAGAUGGACUCAUCUGGGUGAUCCCGAGUACCUGUGACAGCUGAGGCUCAGAAGCUUGAUGCUGGGAUGCUGGGUUAAAAAAAUCUGGUACGUGUUGAUUUCUAUUCCUUCUGUACAGUGAAUUACUGAGCUAUAGUUCUGUCACCGUCCACUAGAGGGCCUCAGAUUUCCACAUCAAUUUUAAUCCAAUAACCUGUUGAUCUACCUGGAGGAUGUGUUGAGUCCCUUGUAAAUGCACCUUAAACUUGGCUGAAAUGGAAACAGAAGAGUUUUGAAACCCUUUGUAAUGACACAUGGCUGAACUUUAGCACUGCAGCAUUUUGGGGACUUUGAGAAUUUAGUAUUUCAGAGAUGAAUGGAGUCGGUGGGAUGUGGACAACAUGCCACUUUUUGUUUAUAUUUUAUCGUGUGUCUUUGGUGGUGGACAUUAGUAUGAUUGAAAGUCACUUUUAUGAUAUUUUUUUCUCUUUCUCCUUCUUACUUUUCUUUCUGCUUUAGACCACAAAAUGACACAACAUGAAACGAUACAACGUGUGACGAUAUGAGAUACUUUAUUUUCCCCUUAGCAAGUUUCUCAUUGACUCAAGUGUUGCAUUUUCUCAACUGCAUUCACAAUUGCACCGAUAAAUGAAUGAAUAAAAAAGGAGCAUGAAAAUCCAACAGUGCAAACCUCUGUGCAAACACAGAACAUAUACCAAGAAAUAGCCAUUGUCAACUAUGUCCAAUACAGAGAAAUAAAAUGAAUCUCAAGUCUCUCUGAACUGGAGGGACUCUUCUAAGUGGUUUUACAUCUGACACGUGUACCAAAUGUUAAAUCUCUGUUCUUUAAAGACUUCCCUUAUCAUAAUGAACAUACUUUGCAUGCAGUGUGCAAACAAUUGGGACAUGAUGCUUCAAACACCAUUGGCUUUGCACUUUGACCCUUUUGUUUAGACACCUGUCAGAGUCAGAAUAUGGACACUGUGUAAAUGAUAGACUUGCAGAUGAUUUCUCUGAGGGCUGCAGAAACAGCUAAAAGAGCUUGCAGGCUCACAUUUACAAACAUUAAGCUUGAUUUGGAGUGAUGAAUUGAACUUCUUGUGUUCCUCCAGGUCCCCUCCUGUCUUUGCUCCAUGGUCAAGUUCUGAUUCUCAUGUGUCCACUAUAAACUAUACAUAUUCUAUAUACAGUCUAUGGCCCCUACCUGGGACUGACUGUUGAGGGAUGAUCCCCUAACUCUGGUGGGCGGAGCUAUCUCUUUGUAAACGUCUGCUAGCAACUUCGUGGGCACAGUGUGGUUUUAGUUAAAAUAUGGAGUUUCUAUCAAACUUUUCGUCUUCCAACGCACACCAGUCUUAUGAUUUAACCUGUCACCGAAGUAAGUGAAUCUAUCUUGAUAACACAGUGGAACAAAAACGGGUUUAAAGGCUGUCUGUCCGCAGAGACAACGCCACUGAAUAAACCCUCCUCUACACGGGUCAUCUGGGACAAUUUUUAGCUGAUCAGAAACCCCCCCAAAAACCUAGUGAAUAUUUACAGGAGCAGGUUAGUGAUUAACAGUCCUCUUCAGGUGCAAACAGCUGCACAGAGUCCCAGCACACAGACAACGAGCUGCUCGGUCUCUCUGUCCGCCUCAUUAUGCUCUGCGCCCGGGUAUGGAGAGCUCUGAGCCCCCUGGGCAGAGGAGCUCACCUGUCUGCAUGGAGACAAACUCUCAACUACUCGUCUGCAGCCAGAUUGGACCUCAGCGGGAUCUACCCGCCUAUCGGCACCCCGUUUACCGACAAAGAGGACGUGGACUAUCAGAAACUGGAGGAAAACCUGCAGAAGUAUGCACAGAUACCGUUUAAAGGUCAGAGCUGAGAUACAUGAACAACUUAAUUCUCACAAGGUCUCAAAGCUGAAUGUUAAAUGCAGAGGGAUCCAAUUAGUGUAUAUGAAGAUAAUUCAAGUUCAACUUUACUGUGUCAUCCGAGACAGAAUAAAUAUGCGUGAGUUUGUGGAAAGUGGGAAAACUUUUAAUAAAGUGAUGUUUUGCGUGUAGCUUUGGUGGAACCCGUGAUAGAACUUUGAAUUCUUUUCUGACAUGCGAAACCUGCUGGUUGUCAGUCAAUAACCAGCCUUAAGUAUUUGCUCAGUUAGGGACUUCAGAGGCAGGACAAAGUCCAGCGGGAGGGAGAAACGAAAAAUCCUCUUUGUUUUGCAGGUGUUUGUUGCCCUCUAGUGGUUUUUCAAAGGUAUCACAGAUGUGUUUUUUUCCAGGAAUCAGACAGGACUGACUGCUUGUGGUGCUGUUUGUUAUGAGUAUGGGAGAGUGGGGAAAGAUGAGCCCUUUUUUUAUAUUUCAGAGCACUACAUCAAGGCAAUCAUAAUUUUGUCUCUAACUCGUGUAUCUGUAUAUAUUUCAAGAUGGUGUGCAUCCCUGCAAACCAACAGAAUGAGUGUAAACAUAACUGUCUUGAUAAUAUAGCAUGACAAAAAAAGUGGUCUCCUAUGGUCAACUUACCCCGUGUAUGGGGUAAGUUGACCAUAGGAGCGGGGUAAGUUGAGCCGUAUCCCUACCAUCCCCUCACUCUCCACCCCAGUCCUCCUGCACCUUCUCUCUCCCUAAAUAACAGUCACUUCUUUACAUUCAUGUGUGUUUUUAUCUAUUACACCAGAACUAGUAUUAUGACUUUAUUAGUCCUCUAAACUAAAAUGGUGGACUUUUAUGUUAGGUUUUUGACCUCAUGUUGUCGCUCGUAGAUACCACAACUGAUUUAAAAUGAUCUUUUUUGGUCUGAACACAAUUCUAAUAAAACUUAUGACAGACUAACUUCACUUUAAGAGUAAUAAAAAGUUUUUUUGGGAAAUAAAUAUCUCACCCCUUCACCCAUGUACUUCUAACCUACACAGACUCCAUGAAUUGAUGGCCAUCUCCUAAAUAUUUGGUCACAUGAUCAAUUUCUUUUACCAUUUCCAAGCAACAGGGGGUGGCACAACUUACCCCACUCUCCCCUACUUGCAGACUACAUCUUAAACUAAACAUGAUUGAAAGUUUUUAUUCUUUAUUUUUGGUUAUUUUCUGCAGCCUGGCAGAUACAAAUAAACAUUACAAAAUACAAUACAAACAAACACGUUAAAAACAGGGCAAACCCAAAUUGACACACAAAUAAAAAGUAUCAUUAUUCCAGGGUCAAGGAUUGUUUUUAGGUUUUGUUCUGUAAAAGAAGAGUUUUAGCUGCUUAAUUAACAUUUACUCUUUUAUUUUUAACUUUUUACAACUUUGUGUUUUGUGUUGCAGGUCUGGUGGUUCAGGGCUCCAAUGGCGAGUACCCGUACCUGACUGAAGAGGAGCGGGUGGAGGUGGUGAGGACAGUAAGAAGAUCUCUACCUGCAGGCAAGCUGCUGAUGGCCGGAUCUGGAUGUGAAUGUACGUCUCUAAUACACGUGGAAAUCCUACAUCCUGGUCAUUGAAAUCUAACACUGAAGGUCACUCUGUGUACCAGUGGGGGCUUUGCACUCAGCCGGCUGCAAACCUUUAGCAUGCUGCUUGGCUAACCGGGGAGAAUCCUAACAGCAGAGAUUUUGGAUUUAGCAAAGGUCAAGUUAGCAAGUUACAUUGGAGAGGAAAAAAACUUCCUUUAACAGGCAGAAACCUCGGGCAGAACCAGGCUCAUGUUAGACAGUCAUCUGUUGAAACUGAGCUGGGUUUAGAGAGGGAAUAGAGGGAGCUGCAGACAAAGGUGAGACUGAUGCAUGUACUUUGUAAAAGUCUACUUUCCUGCGUUGAGCUUAUAUAGACUCUAUGUUUCCAAUCUAGACUUUAGUGACCUUCAUUUUCAGCUCAUCAGGAUGGUCGGCUGAUGUCAUUAGUUUGUAUGGCUUUAUAAUUGAAGUCAAAUAGAGUCUGUAACAACUGUAAGGGCCGCUCACUUCUAUAGGACAUAAUGAAGGGAGAGGCGAAGCAUUAAUAACCUCUUCCUCCUUUCAGAGAAGAGAGAAAAAGCUACUGCACUCUUUCCUUCAUCAAUAAUUACUCACGUUUAUUCAAUGAAUAUUCAGGGGAACAUAUGCAUUUUUAUUCCAGAGAUAAUCUGAGUCCUGUUUGGCCUUUAAUCCCUUAAGUGCUGCUGAUGGAAGAACUUAAUCCAAGGUCUGUUUUCACUGAUGUUCACACUUUCCAUCUUUUCUCCUCUUUGCUGUAGGUGCACAGUGAAUAAUGGUAGCCAAGGUUGUUGUAUUUAGUAUCUUCAGUCGGAGGAGGAGGAGGAAGACGUAGUCGAUAGGGUAUAAAUGGAGGCCUUGAAAAUGAGGGCACACAUGCUUUAUGAGAACAUACAAGCUUCAGUAUACUAUAGAAACACAUUGAAGGGAGAGAACAAACAGAUACAGGCAGUGCAGAAUGAGACGCAUGAAUCCUCCUGCCGCCCUGAGCUUCUCUGUGAUUUCUGUCUCCAGUCUUUUAGCUCUUUUCUUGAUAGAAAAAAAAAGGUUUGUUGUGGAAUGAAAAAAGGUUCAAAUGAAAAUGUGUCAGGUUUUAAAAGUUUCACACUUUCUUUUGUCUGCUCAGCCACCAGAGCCACCGUCCAGCUCACGGAGAAGAUGGCUGCAGCAGGAGCAGAUGCUGUGUUGGUGGUGACGCCCUGCUUCUAUAAGGGGAAGAUGGACAGCCGCGCUCUGAUCCAGCACUUCACAAAGGUCUGACACACACUUCAGUGAACAGCUUUUCCCCUUUUUUCUUAUUUCUUCAUAAUUUUAUUUGACAGGAAUAACACAUGGGAGCAUUAUUACAUCUAAUUACAGUGCAACCGAUGCAACGUAUACAGGACUUUGAGCCUCUGCUGAUUUGCAGCUGCAGUGAUGCAGUGAGAAGGUUGUUAGAGACCAAUUUAACUGAAGAAAGCAAACCCAGUGGUACAAGAAAAAUGAUAAAAUUGUGGGUGAACCAAAAAAUUGUGGUCCAAACUGCCAAAAGUGACGUCAAAGGUAAAUGAUAAGUUGUCAGUUAAUGACUUUGCAGCGAACUUGCUCUAAAGUCAAAGGUACACCCGAAGAAGAGCAGGCGGCUACAUGGAUGGAUUUGUUUCAUAUUUUGAGAGUUUGUGAGGAGGAUUAGAGGAAGAGGGCUUGAAAAUAGAACAAGAGCUGUCAUAGAUGUGUUAUUCUGUGUCUUCCCUCUUCAGGUGGCAGACUGCAGCCCAGUGCCAGUGGUUCUGUACAGCGUGCCGGCUAACACGGGCCUGGAGCUGCCGCUGGACGCCACUGUGGAGCUCGCUCAGCAUCCAAACAUCUUCGGCUUGAAAGACAGCGGAGGAGACGUAAGAAACACCUUCACUCCUAACUGGGUGAUUUUCAAUGAUGAUUUUGGCUUUCUGCCAUCAUGACAGCAACACAAUCCACAUUACAUGAUUACUGAACCACCUGCCCUGUUUGGGCUCGCUCCUCCUGAACAGCAAAGAGUGCUGCCCUUCCCCUCAGACUUAAUCGUCAUUGGCUCAGAACGAUGAGAAGCAAAGUUCAGGAGUGAGAAGAAGUUUGGUCAUCGAGGACUGCUGUAUCUCCAGAGUGUCAGGCUACAGCAGGACAGUUGUUCAGGCAGUCGCAGGUGGAGAGAGGAGAGCAGGGAGAGGAGAGUAGGAAAAGACGGAGGCAUUGGAAAAAUUGUUUGUGAGUGGCUUUAGUCCUCAUCCUAAUGAAAUACAAACCUUUGUCUUGGUGUUAUGAAGAUAAAGACUUGUGACUGUUGUUGAUCUCCUUUCCUGCGAGACUUUGCGCCUGCCAACAGCGCCAAAACUAUGACCAAAUAGUUGACUGAGUCUGAUAGUUCUCUGCUUGAUUGGCCAACCUCCUAAGCUUAACCUCAGGAGGAUACUUUGAGUAAUUUAGUAGAAUUUUCUGAUAUUUUGAGAUGCUAGAUUUUUUUAAUUUAAUCAACUUUAGGCCAACAAAUCUAAAAUUAAACAUAAAGAGCUUGUGUUUUUUAAUUUCUCUAAAUCUGAUAAUCACGUGAGACCAAACAAACACGUGAUUCAUAUUGUAAAAUGUUGAUUAAAUUUUAACGCAACAACAAUUACUGUAGUUACUUUACCAUUUAGGGGAAGUUUCUUGUGCAUUCUAUCAAAAUAAAAGCAUUUUUUACCAAAAAAGGAGGGAAUGUAACUGAGGUAUUAGGCAGGGUAACAUCAGUUUUUAAAGGCCGCCUCUCCUCUCCUUUGAAGCUUGAUUGUGAACCGUGUUAUUUAAACUCUGAAAAUAUUAAAUCCCUACCAGCCUUUGUUUCCAGAUGUAAACUUGAUAGAGGGAUUGCAAGACAUCCAUCAUGGUGUGGCAGUAAUGUUAGGGUCUUGGAAAGCUGCAUAUUUAUAAGAAAAAGCAAUGCAAGUGGUUUGUUUGUAUGUGCAGCUGACAUUAUGGAAAGUAGCUGUUGAGAAGAGAGUGAGCAGCCUAAAACUAAAGUAUAUAUAUACAGUAAGCGUGUGUGUGCGUGUGUGUGUGUUUUCCUCCUGCAGGGUUGUAGACAGGGUUAGUUACUUGAAAAAAAAAGCGAACAUUUUGCUCUUGUCGAACUCUUAAAACCUUCUCGUCUGUGGGCGAGGUGUUUGCAAGAAGUUGCAAAUGGAUUUCUGUUUAGGAAGUAACAUGUUUGUCCACUCGCUGGGAGACAGGAGCGUGGGAGGAGUUCAAGCACAGAGCAGCCCGGCUCAAAUGUAGGCGUGAAGAGGCCAAACACAGAAAACAAAGGGUGAAGGGUCAAUUUGAGGAAGGCAGACAAGUUGGAGAAAGAACAGGGGAGGGAGAAACACAGCAGUCACAUCCUGCUAUUUUGCAGUCAUCUUACACUUAAAGCCCGGGUGGUGGUAGUUGGAACUGAGUCUUGCUCAAUUUGAAAGUAGAUGUGAAAAGGGUUUGCAGAAGCUGAAGGACAUGUAACCAGACUGUAAAUCUGCAUGUUGAGAAGAGAAGAGAAUGGAGAGGAUUGCAGACCAAGUUUAAAUUGUCUAACACCGGCCUGAAACCCUCGCUGACAGAUCCAGAAUUACAUCAAACUGGUUCUUGGAAAGCUUUAUUGAGUCUUUUUUUAUCAUUCCUGCUUUUUUUCUGAUGGAAUGAAAUCCAGGUACCCUUUCCCUGUGGACAAUUGUUCAUGUUACUUGAUCGAGUGUGACAGUUUGAGGCAGGCCAUGUUUUAUAAGUGGCUCUAAGCUGAUCAAUGCUAAGUGGAGCUAACGACAUAAAACAAACAGCCCUAGAGACAAAGCUGAUAUUUAAAAAAUCACUAAUAUACAGACACAGCUCAAAAAUAAAAGGGGGGGGGGGGGGGGCAUACAGCAGCUUGCCCACUGAGCAAUAGACGGCUCUUCGAUGUCUAGUUUUGUGUUUUUUUUUUAGACCUAAUUUCCAAAAUUCUGUAUUUUUCAGAUGGAAUUUAGACGUUGCAUUUUAACCCAUUAUUCAACAAGUAUUUAUUUAUAACUGUGAGUUGCAAAACUGAUCUCCAAGUACGUCACCAAAAUUAUAAGGAUAGCUGUUGAGCAAUAUACAGUGUAGUAUAGAUGUAGCCCAGAUUUAGACUUGGUCUAAACUUGGUCUAAAUUUAGACAUCUAAAAAAUGUUCAUUUUUAGACCUGUGGCAGCCUGAUUUUAGACCAGUCAUCUAGGCUACAUUUAGACGUCUAUUAGACCUCUUUUAGACCAAAAAAUGCUCAGUGGCUUGAAUCAGACCUGGUACUUGAAUAACUGAGAAAUAGUGAAAGGUGCUGAUGAAACUGACUCUGACAUACAUUGAAAUUAGUUUUAUGAAUGAAUCAGUACAGAAACUCAAAUCAUUCAUAUUUCGUGUGUUUGCUUUUUCAGUGUUUCUUGACCCACAGCUCUUUUGUUUAGAGGAUGUAAAACCUGACCUCAAGUUCAAAGCUGAUCGUUCCUGGGUAUCGGUUCUCAAAGCUGCAAAUGUCCUUUUCUAAGCUGAACUGGUAGUCUGAAACAUGCUGAAAUGUUCUUGUCUGGUCUCCUCUGAACCAUGCUUUCUUUUGUCUGUGUUUCUGCUUAUCUUCUACUGAUGUUUGGGUGCAGCCUGAGACAACUGCAUCGUCUCACGUCUGAUCUCUUUGUAAGACAAAGAGAAACAGUUCUAGUAGUUUUACUCUGCUCCGCUGAACAACUUUCUGGUCCUGAAGUUUAGAGGUGUGCUGUAUUAACAGCUCUCUCCUCAGGGAUCAUUAAAGUUUCAUCUCAUCUCACCUAAUCUGCACCAAUCUGAUUCCUCCUCCCACACUGCUGCGCACACAUCCGGCUUUUUAUCACUCCAUUUUUUUUUUUUUUACUUUGCGCCUCAGAGGUGUCACUGCCUCCUCAGCAUGCCGACUACAUUCAAACUGUCUCUUCAAUCCAAACAAUUAACAUCUCUUAAAAUGAAAUAAUUAAAAUGCCUACUACCAAGAGAGCCCGCAUACAUUUAUAUUUCUGCCUCUGUGGCUCACGCCAGAAAAAUAGCACUUAAUUGUGACAUGACAAGAGUCACACUAACACUGCUAUUUUUCCCAUCAACUGUUAGAAAAACUUAGCGGCGAUUAACCUGACAGGCUUAAUGAAGUUUAAGGCUCCGUGUUCACAGACUCCUCUGUCAGACUAAUUGCAAAUCUUUCAACUUUCAUUAUUUUAAAAUUCAGCUUUUCCACAGCCAGGGAUGAUCUGCAUUUGAUUUCCUCGAAAUAGGUGCACCUUCACACAACAUAAUAUCAAAAACUAUUUAAUAAUGUUAUUGCUGUUUCACUGCAGUAAGUCAUAAACCUGUGUCAAAAGUGUUAAAGCCUCUGUACGUAAAUCCAGAUCCACAAGGUUCUCUCUACUCUGUAAUUAAGAAUGAACAGGAGGUAGAUAUGUCCUAAUGAACGGAAGGUUUAAUUUAUUUUCUCAGUCAUUUUCAUAUGUAAGAAAAUCAAUUCAGUGCCAAAGUGAACACAGUUUCUGCACAUCAGGGUGUCUUGUCUUAUCAAAGAGAAGUUUUCAAGAGCAAAAUAGCAAAAACAUUAAGAAGAAAUGUGGGUUCUGUGAGUUUAAUGGAAAGUUCUUUGGUUCACUUCAUUUUAAAGAAGCUUUCCCAUCAUUUGGAAGUAGUGCUUGAUACGGGAAUGUACUGGUUUUUGGAUGAAGCCAAACAUCCAGUUAUCCUCUGGGGAUACUGAUCCAAACACUGUAAUGAACUCCAGCUCAAGUCUUGUACUGACCCAACAACCAAAACAACCAAACCAGCAUCCUAAAAGCCUUGGAUGAGGUCUGCCCUGUGCUGAAUUAUCAAAGGAAGUCUGCACGUCCGCGCACAGCUGAUACCUGUAUGCAUAUCUGAAGCACAUGCUGCUUUCAUCGCCUCAUUAUUUUAUUACUGAAUUCAGAUGAUUUUGCCCUGAGGCCAGAAGAGGAGACCAGGGUGGGGGUGAAUAAGACUGGAUCUGCAGAGAAAGGUCAGGUUUCUCUUUGCUCUAAAGUUGCGCACUGCGGGCUAACGACAGUCAAGAGUCUGAAAAAUAAAAGCUAAUGAGUGUUUGUCUGUCACCGGGGCAGACAGAGCUCUCUGUGCGUUGUUAUUUUCCCACUGGGGAGUUGUAUCAAAAUAGCACUGGAGCUUUCAGGAGAGCAGCAGGAGCUCUUGAAACCUGAUUGAGUGAUUAGUUACAGUCCUGCGUGUUUGAAAUGACUGAUACAAGGAAACUGAUUGACACUCAGGCGGUUAAAAAUAGACCCUUCCCGGUAACAACGGCGGAGACACAAACUGAAGGCUGCAGGUGUGUUUCCCUGUGGAGUUUCAGCCGCUUGGUCAUCUCCGCUCCCUUUGAACAUUUCAGGUUUAUUUCGGAUUCGGUGCUUCAUAUCCUGAUUGACAAAAGAGAAUUAAAAGAGGCAAAAAAAAAAAAAAAAAAAUAGGAAGCUCAUUAAUUAUUCAUUAGCUUUCCCAUCCUCCUUCCCCUCUCCUCCCCCUCCUCCUCUUUUGAAGCUUAUUCCUUUUUCAUUCCUCACAUGGGACUUGUCUUUUCUCUCUCUCUCUCUCUCUACUUCUCCUCCUCUUUUUUCCUCCUUCCUGUUUUGGAUCUUGAACGUCCAACCUCCCCCCACCCUUUCCCAAAAACCUUCGCCAUGUGAAGAGGCGAUGCUCGUCUUGAUUUGAGCGAUUUGUUUACAUUGUGAGAUGUUGGCUCUGUCUUCUUAUUUCUCCUGUGACGGCCUCUCAUGGGAUUAAAAAAAAUAAAAAAACACACUCUAGUUAUUAGUCCUGAUAGCAGAGAGGAGUGACGACCAUCCUGAUGUAUUUCUCUGCCUUUGUGUCUCUCUGUUCUUCAGAUCACACGGAUCGGCCUGAUUGUUCACAAAACUAAAACGCAGGAUUUCCAGGUGUUGGCCGGCUCAGCUGGGUUCCUUAUGGCUGCCUAUUGUGUUGGUAAGAGGCUCUAAAACUGACACUGACUGUGCCAGUCGCCCUUAUAACCUCUAACAGAUCCAACAGUUUCAUUUGAAACUCCAGAUGGACUUCUCUCUUUCUUCUGAUGUUUCUUUUUACCUUGUUUUCUGUCAUUUUGUGUCCUGCAGAAUUACAAGACAGGCCUGCAUAUUAUUCACAAAUUUCUAUUUCUGGAUGUUUUUUCUUCAAACCAUAAACCCUGUCUUCUCUCACAGUCAGUAUCUUUACAGGUUGUUUAAAAAAGUGAUAUAUUGCCUUAGUCUGACUGAAAAUUUGUAGAUAUUGCUAGAUAUUCAUGCCGAUGUUAAGCCCAGUUACCCCCUCCAACAAAUGUUAGUAAAGACCUGAUCAACUGUUAGUUUUGAAGAUAAUCUUGCUGGAUUAUCUUGUCGCGGGAGGUGUGCGAGGACAGAUUGUUCUUCUCCUGAUCUGCAUGGAAGACGAUCGAACCCUCGUAAAUAUGAAAACUGUAAAUAUUUAAUGUGAAAUAUUUAUGUUCAGAAAUUCUUACAUACUGGUGCCCUGAGAAUGGCUGAGCAUGUCCAUCAUCACAUGGUGCAACUGACUAGCCAAUCAUGAAGCGAGCUGACUAGAGAGGGAAGCUUAACAAAUGCAACCGUUGCAAAGACAGUAAACAUGAAGCACAAACUGGCUCGCUCAUGUUUUCAAAAUUAAGAUCAGAUCUUAAAAACUCCUCAGACUUUCACUGCGUACUGCUCCAUCUGGACUUCGGCGUAUUUUUCUGAGCCGUAGUUCAGUCGAGGUUUUUUUUUAGAGCUGCAUCUGAUACUUUAUUUGAAGUUUCAGUGAAUCAUAAAAAGCAUCUUGCCACUCAUAGUCAGCGGCGUUAUGAAGUGAUGACUUCUUCUCAUGUCAGCCACGAUCAGCCAGCCAGCAGGCCUGGAUUAGAUAACAUGAGCAGGGAUCAGGAUCAGUAUGAUGCUAAGGAAGCUAAUGAGUCAUGCUGCCUCCAAUGAAACACACACACACACACACACACACACACACACACACACACACACACACACACACACACACACACACACAGCUACAACCCUUUGAUCUUUGCUCCUUGACGUAUUCUCAUCUGCAUAACUGAAACAUGUGAUUGAUUGGUGGUGUGUGUGUGUGUGUGUGUGUGUGUGUGUGUGUGAGAGAGAGAGAGAGAGAGAGUGAGACAACCUGAGCAUGAUAACACUGAUGUUCUGAUGUGUGAAUGUGUCUCAGCUGUCAGUGUGUGUUUAAGUUUCGUUGUCCAAAUUCAUGAUUUUAUCAUCUUUAUGAAAUCAGUGCUGAAGAGGGGGCGGGGCUUUCACCUAUCAGUCAAAACAUGUGCUUGCAUGUGUGUCUUAUAUGGAUAGUGAAGCAUUUCAAACCUACCUUGCAGUGACUAACUUAUAUAAGUUCAGAUCUUCUUUUGUCUGUGACUCUGUCGACCUUAGCAAACGGGUCAGAGCUCUUCUGCACGAAUUGUCACAUGAGCCAAGGUUGUGAGCAGGCUGGACAGAUGUCAAUCAAAACCAAUUAGCCCCGCCCACAGUCUGCAAAAUGAUCCAAACAGCAUAAGUGACGUGUGUCAAACAGGUUUUUAAAAGCUGUGAGGUAUUUUUUUAAAAUCCAGAGUUACUUUCAACCCUUUAAGGUACAUUUUGUAGAACGUAGCUGCACUUUUUUUUUUUUUUUUUUGAAGAAGAAAUGGAGUGUGUUAUGCAGAAGUAUGUUCAAAUUACAAUAUUUAUCCACUCCUGUGCUGGGAAACAGAGUCAAAUGAAGCCAAUCUUCCCAUGCAUCAACCCGAGUCCUGAGCAGACAUUAACCGCUAACUCGCCAACUUGGAACAUGUGCAAUAAAUAUUAAACAGUCACCAUGAUGAUGUUUAUAUUUUCCAAAAGUUUUGCUUUUGCUGUCCACAAAACACACAAAAAUCCACCUUGGAAGGUGUUUUUGAAAACCUUCAUUUCAGUGACCAAAACCUCCAGUUUCGAUUAAACAAAAAUGAGACCUCAUAUUUUCUAAAAGGUCUCAGUGAAAAUGAAAGUUCCCCAAAGAUACCCACUGACUCUGUCAAAAUGAUAGAUAGAUCAAAAAAGAGGAGAUAGGAGCCAAACAUCAGGAAACACCAGAGUGAUGAUUGUUUCAGUGUGUCUGUUCUUAUUUAUUGUCAUUACGUACAUGUUAUAGGUUACUAUAAAGCCACAUCUGCUGGGAGUGACGGAGAAAAGACUUUUUUUUAGUGCUGUUGUUUCAAUGUUCAUUUCCAUUUAUAAAGCCAGAACAAGCAGAAGAGAGCCUUCUUGUAGGUCAGUGUGGUGCAGUUUUCAAUUGACUUCAUCCUGAUUGUAGAAAACUGUAACGUUGAUCAGUGAUCGGCUGAUCUUUCGCAUGGGACACAAUCCAGAAAAUAUCUGUGUCCAUCUCUUCACUAGUGCUUGUUAGAUUGGGAUUCAGGCUCGUCUCUAGUCGUGUACACAGACCCUUAAAGGUUCUUAAAGGGUUUAUAUGAUGAAGUAGAUAAUAAGUUCUGAGAAGAGAGGUUGGUUCUCUGUGAUAUUUGAUAUGUUAUUGUUUCACUUUGUACAUCAGUACAAAACAGUUUAUAUCUAUGCAGUAGAAUUCUUGAUAAGAAUAAGAAUAAUUUUAUCCCCAUUGAAGGGAAAUUCAUUGAUUGAUGGUUAAAGAAACUCUUAAAGCAUAGCUACUAUCAGACAUGAAGGUCUGUGGAUUAAUAGAAGAUAAAACAUAAUUAGCUAAAGGUCAAUUUCAGUUCUUUAUUUCCAGCUCAUGACUUAAGUACAACACGUACCUGUUAAUGCUCUUGUGCUGCUCAUCUGAACACUGACUUUAACUCCUUUGAGUCUAUAUUAGACCAGAACACUUGUUCUGACGUGAAUCUUGGCCUCCUGUUCCCUCUCUCUCUCCCGGACAUUUUGAAUCAGUUUCUCUCUCUAUUCACGAGCUGUCACUCUCAGUGCAGCGAGAAGGCGGGGCUGCUGGCCUGUCAAUCAUCAGCGUUAGGUAAGCUGCUCUCAGCUGUGUGGUGUGAGUGACGGCGGCCACAGAAGCAUAAAUCAGACAGAAUAAAAAAAUCCUCCCAUCAGCUGCCGCCGGCUCGUCUCUCCCAAACAACAACAACAACUCCAAGGCCACGGACGGAGGCUGGCUCUCUGCUUCUCUCCUCCACCAGCAGACACAGACAAUGAGGUGUCACGCUGAGAGGCCAUGGUAUCUUGUUGCCUGGGAAAAUAUACGUGUAUCUGGCUCUGUAAAUAAAAAAAGAGACAUCAUAAAAACCCUUGCUGCCUGCUGAUCUGUCAGCGGAGGAAAAGAGCGAGACAAAAGGCUUGGCUUGUAUCGGAAAAACGGUGACAGUUAAUCAUUUCUGUCUGUGUUUUGACACCUUAAAUGUAAAACCUGAGCAGUGAUGGAUGGAUUUCUAUAAGAGGAAUAUAUGUCCAGGCAGAAAAUAUACGUCAGUCCUCAGUGCUUCUGUUUUAUCCUCGGCUGUUUGAACUCUGAAUCCUGUCCAUUUGAAACCUGAAGGAUCACCUGCUUCUCUGCUGUUGAUGAAAUCCUCCGACCUCUCGGGCAACUUGAGUGAUCUUGUACUUCGCAGUGCUGCAUGCUAAUGCAUGAGCGCGCUGUGCAUGAUUGGUAAGAAUAUUCUAAACACACCGAGUGCCGAGUUGAGUGAUUAUACACACUGAGCUGCUUUAAUGUGACUCUGCAGGUCACCUCUUUACACAUGUCACUGACAUGAAUAAGAGAGAAAACCGGAGAGAGCUGGACCAUGAGCUACCUGCUAAACUGAAGCUGUCUGUUUGGAUAAAGGUGGUACUGUAAAGCAGCUUCAAGUCUCUACAGCUCAUUUCUUUUUAAGUGGAAACUCAACAGGGGUUUAAAUCUUAAGACCACUCCUCAAUUUUGAUUGGAUUUCAUCUAACAACUGCAAAUGUCAAUUAAAGUGGAAAUACCUCCAGCUCGCUCACUAUUGACAAAAAUUGUAAAAAAAUCUAGACAUCUUUGAUCCAGUAGUUUACAGUAGUUUUAUCAUUGGCUUGCAAACAAUAAAGAAAUUGAUAGUCUAAGUGGGCUGACAUUAGCAACUCACUAGCUUUUCUGUCUGCACUCUCAGUAGAUGUCUGGUAAAGUUUGAGUUUGUCUGUUUCUAAUGUUGAUCUGCUCUUUCUUUCAUUGUAACAAGAAACAAAAAUAUUGCUCCUCCAUAUGCGUCGUGGUGGAGACUUUAGCUGAGCAAGAAUGCACAUGUAUGGUGGCUCUGAAGGUCAUUUCAUGACACCAAAAACAUUUUAUUAAAUGUAAAAAUAUUCCAUUAAAUAUGUGAAUAUUUCUCAAAAAAGUUCAAUAAAACCCCCAAAUUACGACGGAGUAUUAGGGCCUCAUUAAGAAGAUAAAAAUUUAGACUUUGAGAUUAAAGUUGUUAAUUUUUGAGAAUAAAGUCAUUACUAACAAGAAAAAAUUCGUGGUAAAAUCAUUAUGAUAUUUAUGAUAAUAUGGUGCUGAUGUGCCAAAAGAUCCUUGUUUGAGAAACCUAUAUUGAGAUCAUUUUCAUGAAAUGCUCCAUGACUCUUAUUUCAACAACAGUCAUCUUAAACAACAGGUUAGAAGGACUUUAUUCUGACUUUACUCUCGUAAGUGAUUACUUUACGACUUUAUUCUUGUAAGUAAUGAUUUGAUUACGACUUUAUUCUUGUAAUUAAUUACUUAAUUACUCUUUAUUCUCAUUAGUUAUGACUUUAUUCUCAUAUCUAAUCUCAGUCUUAAUAUAUAUUUUUUCUUAAUGUGGCCCUAAUACUCCGUCAUACCAAAUGCUUAAUAAAAUUCCAAAAUAUUUCAUUACUGUGUAAAUAUUUCUUAAACCCUCUGUGAGCAAUUGACCAAGUGCUCGGGAGUUCAGAACAUGAAUGUUGAGUCUCUGCAAAAAUAAUGCUAACCCCCAUAGCACACGUUUCAGGAUUCUAAUGCAGAGCAACAUUACCUUCCCAUAAACACAUCAUGGAGCUAAAGGAGUUUCAUUGAGCAGAUUUUUGUAUCUUGUGCUUCCAAACAGCUACUAAAUUGUAAAACAGGAGAAAUAAUAAAGCAGGAGAAACUUGCUGCCCUUCGUCCAGGUCUAGCUAGAAUAGUAAGCUAGCAACCCUCUGCAUGCAACACAAUCCUGCUACAACAAGCACUCUGCUGCCACCUAUCAUCCAAAGUGAUAUACAUGUAAGAAACAACGCUUUGGAGAACUAAGUUAAAUGCAUUUAACUAAUAGACUAUUUGUGCUGGUGACAAAAUACAGUACAUGCUAACAUUUAAUCAACCAAAAAUUGUGACCACAUAUUUUAUGGGCUUCACAAAGGCAUUUAAACCAGCCAUCUUUAUUAUCCUUGAAGUCUGACUGGAUUUACUGUUCGAGCUCUAGUCCAAGACCUUAGUUCUGGAGUCUACAUUAGGUCCAAAGUCCUGGAAAGCAGGACUUGAGUCAAGUUUUCUGGAGUCAGAUUAUCAGGGACAUUUAUAAGGUGUUUUGGUGUAAUAGCUGUUUGACGGAUAGUUAGGCUAUGACUCAAACUCUGCCUCCCUGCCUACUCGGGGUCAGCGUUUCCAACAUGGUGGCUGUGGUCUUUAUGUCACUUCCUCAGAAAUCAGCGGCUGACCUCACUAAGACUCCAUUCUUACUGUCUGUUGUUAAACUUCAUCUUAAAGCUUUAAGGUGCUUGUCUGUUUCCUCUUUGACCUGAAGCCUUUGAGUUUUGUUUAACCCUUUGUUGGAAUCUUUCUUCCUUGUCACACCCACUUAGCUUGGAGUGAAUCACCCCACACUUGUUUGGUUUCCCACAAAAUGUCUGCUCUCAUUCACCUGAACACCUUUAACUUAAUCUUAAGAAAAACAGACAAAGGAUGAGGAGGCACCGGAGGUCAAGAACAUACUUGAUUAUGUAAAACAGACUCAAAGGAGGCAGUAAAAAAAGGAAAAUUCCUUUUACUGAGUUCUUGGUCUUUGUGUUAAGGUGCAGUCGGGGGAGUGUGUGCACUGGCUAACAUUCUCGGCCGGGAGCUGUGUGAGUUGGAGCGUCUGUGUGUGUCUGGUCAUUGGGAGGAAGCCAGAGUCCUGCAGCAGCGCCUCAUCGAGCCCAACGCCACCGUGAGUACCAUCUGCUGCACGGCAGACGCUUUUAUCCACCACCCAACAAGCAGUCCUCCGAGACCAAAUACCGCAAAUAGUGACAGCUUUAGUCACAUUUUCUCUGAACUGCUUUCGUAUUGAAAAUAAUACCAGCGUGAGCGUUAAACCCCAGUGGGUACACACAAACUGCAGCACUCUCUGGUUUAAACUGCAGUUUUGUAGACCUGCAGGAUUCUCUCCAGUCUUAGUGUCUAGAGAUAUGUGUUUAUCGGCUGCUAAGAGGACAUGAAACCAAACUAUCAGAUAUAUCUGCCUCUGAACAGUAUAUAUAUGAAGUCUAGUCAGUCCAAACACAUGACAACUUUCUUUAACAUGCAUAUUAUCUUCUCAGUCUAUUUAUUGCUCUAAAUGAAAAGUCCUUUGAAGUGUUUUGAAGUACUACAAACUAAUAAACAAAAUGAGGAAUCCCCAGGUCAGUUUGUGAUCAUCAAAGCAAGAAUAGAGACCAAAACCUGCAGUACCUCAAGAGGCCACUGGAGUGUGGCUCCAACACUGAGUCAAUUCCCAUUAGUUCCCAUAUUUAUAUCUUGAGAAUAAGACAUAGGUAUAUUUUGGAGUAUAUAUUAAAAAGGCCGCACUAAAUGACCUGCCUUUUUAUUUAUAUCCUCUUCUGAGCCCCAAAAGGUUUUACCCACUUGUCUCUAUCAAAGUUACCUGAAACUACAAGCUAUAUUAGCAAAAAUAUUUUGAAACAGUUUAAAGGUUAUUUGAUCAGUGAAAAAUCUUAGGAUGCUGUAAAGUAAGUUAUUAAAACAUAGUUUAAAUGUUUUCUUCUAAUGUUCAGCGGUUCGUCAUUGUGUUGCUGAAAUAUGAAGGUGUUUGUCAGGAUAGAAGAAGAAGUAGUAGAAGAAGAAGAUUUACUGUUGAUUUGUCUUUCCUCUUGUUUGCUCUUUAUGUAAAACUUGUUGCUGCUGUUUUGGUUUGGACAUUUUUGCUAAAAAGAUUUAUUUUUUUUAAUCUAGAUGGGGAAUUCCUGAAAAAUAGAUUUUCAUGCAGAAACAGCAUGGACAAGUGACACUUAGGGAUGUUUACUUUGCACACUGGUUAUUUAAGGUUUUUCAAACUGAUCUCUAAAAUAUUGUAUCAACAAGUGGUUUAAAAUGCUAGCUUCUGAGCCUGAGUUGGAUGUUGGGAUUUCUCAGAACAAUUAGCUUCUGGCCAUAAAUGUGUCUUUUCAGGUGUGUGAAAUGUCAGUGCCCUUAAGAAAGCCACCAAAACAAGACUUCACCCCAGUAACAGCGACAUGAAAAAUCUGGAAGCUCCAACAAAGACAGUUAUUAUCCAACAGUGACUUGUGUUAUUGUAAGAGUCAUCUCUUAAAGCUGUUGGGGGUAAGGGGAUGUGUGGAGACUGAUUAGUGCUCUUUGUUGCUAGGUGACUAGGAAGUUGGGAGUCCCCGCCCUGAAGCAGGCAAUGGAGUGGUUUGGUUUCCACGGUGGCGCCUGUCGAUCACCUCUUCAGCCACUUACAGAGGCCGAGACUCAGCAGCUGAGAAGAGACUUCUCCUCCAAUGGCUGGCUGUGAGUGUGUGUGUGUGUGUGUGUGUGUGUGUGUGUGUGUGUGUGUGUGUGUGUGUGUGUGUGUGUGUGUGUGUGUGUCUGAGACUGUAUCAAAAGACUGACGCCAUGACAGCUUCCUAAAAGUUAAAGUGUUCUCAGUGACCUUUAAACUGUGAUUAUGAACUUUUUACCAAAAAUCAUGUUACCUGUGUCAUUUUCAAGGGCUUUUCUUCUGCAGAGCUCCAGUAGCUCAUUAGCAAUUCACCUCUUAGUCGUGGGCGGAGACAGCGCUGCUCUGCACACUCCCCUUUACACUCCUCUUCACGCUAGCUUGCAGCCUAACAUUGCCAGUGCAGUAGAAAUAGCAGGUAACAUAGGAGCUAUUCAGCUCUCAGACACUAAUGUCUCUGCUGAUUUGAUGAAAGUUAAUAUCAUAAUCAGCUUUCUUACGAGCAUUAUAAUCAGCUAACGCACAUACUUGUUCCACAAUCGUCCUCUCUAUUUCUCUGAGUCUGGCCUGCAUAGUGGGGCUCCAGGGGCAGAGCUUGCCGUUGUGAUGUAGGAAAUCUCACUGUUUCUGAACCUGCUGUUUGGGUCUGCCAGAGAUUCACCGAGAUUAGAAUGAAGAAAUACUCAGAAAUGCAAUUUCACACUUAUUUUUCUCAUGGUAUGUCCUGUAGCAUCAGAGAAAUGCCAUAUGAACAUGUAGACAACAAGAACAGAAUGAUUUUCAGCGGAACUAAUUGAAGACGAUUAUAUUGAUUUGAAAAUAGUCUCUCUGAUUCCAUGGUCGGUAGGGCUCCCAUGGCAACAAACGUCAACUCAGCGCCAGUACCAACACCCACUUCUACUUCACCUAUUAAUUUGAAGAACAGUUAUCACAUGUGGACCUCUGAGCUGUUGGAUCAGAUUGCAUUAGAUCACUCAGGUGUUCAUGAUGUUAUGGCUGCUUGGCGUGAGUGUGAUGGGAAAAUGGUAUCUCCUCCUGCAGCUCUUUGUGCACAAAGCAGAGGAGGCCAUUCCUUGUAUACAGUCAGUGAUGUCCGCCUGUGUUUGUGUCUGAAUGUAGGUCUACAUGAUAAAUUCAUCCUUUCUUUGCAAUCAGCUGAAUGCAGAGCAACAAUCAGGUGCAAUAUCCUAAACAUGGACAGGAACAGCUAGUUAGUUUGAAAAGUUUUACUCUCUGUAUUUUCUUUUAAAGAAGUGAGGAAAUACUUCAAUGAUUUUCAAGUUUACUGUAUAAUGAGAGCUUGGGUCACAAAACAUACAGAUGAUUUAUGACUGAUUUCAAAUAAAUUUUUUAAAUAAAGUUUGUGAAAAGACAUAUUGAAGUACAA